AACAACAAACCAAGAGAAAAAUAACUUAAUGAGCUGGAAGAAUAGUUGUUAGGGAACAAAUAAUAACAGGAAUGUAAUUUUGCCCUGGCAAUUUCAUUAAUGGGAAUUGUGCAAUUCUGGCAUAAAUUGCUGUCAUGCCUCUGGUAGGAGGGUAUAAAAGUCUCCAUACAGAUGGUGCCAGACACACUCCUACAACCUUCCCUUGACAUCCAUCCAACUCCGUGAAUCCUGACACCAUGAGCUACUACGGCGGCUACUAUGGAGGCCUGGGCUAUGGCUAUGGCUCUGGUUAUGGCUGCGGAUGUGGCAGCUUCCGUGGCCUAGGCUAUGGCUGUGGAGGUUGUGGCUAUGGAGGCUAUGGCUAUGGUAGCUAUGGCUAUGGUGGCUAUGGAGGUCUGGGCUAUGGUGGCUAUGGCUGCUGCCGCCCAUCUUGCUGUGGAAGAUAUUAUUCCUAUGGUUUCUACUGAAAAAAUCACUUGUUCCUGGCCUGUCUUGGAAUCCUUGUUCCUCCCUUCUUUGGACUAAUUCCAUAGCAUCGUAAGGACAUUCCAUCUGCCUCUACAGCCGGCUGGCAUGGGAGAGCUACCACCAGACGACUUAGGAAUAAAUGAGUCCUAGUUGGAGCAUUGAGGAGGAUGGGUCUGAGAAGUGGCAGGACCUCCCCUUUGGGAAAUGAUGCAGUUUCACCUUUCCUGGGGGCUCCAUUUUCAGCAAGUUUGCUCAUCAGACACAACAGCUGAGGUGUCUGUUAAACUUUUUGAAUAAACUUGGUGCACUUGCUU
Molecule: messenger RNA, 782 nt
Organism: Monodelphis domestica (gray short-tailed opossum)
Lineage: Eukaryota; Metazoa; Chordata; Mammalia; Didelphimorphia; Didelphidae
Source: RefSeq, a predicted model, not a curated record